AUGCUAAAGUACCCUUCUAAACUAGCCAUUUCUUGGUUCCUGUUCUCCUUCUUGACAGUAACCAAUCAAUCAUUUUCAGCCAGAACCCUGCAUAAUAAUCCUGCCCUGGCGAACCAUCAUCAUCGUCUCGCACGCCAUGAAGCGUCCUUUUACAUGCUAGAUGUUCUUAGCCAAAAACACCCUUCAUCGAAACCUGCAUCAACAAGAGUAAAUAGUCAUCAACUUCCCUUCUCGAAACCAUUAGGCUUUUUCCCUCCCGUGGGAGGAAUUCCCUUGACCGAUACAAAUCCAAACGGAUUGCAUACUCACACGCUUGAUUUGCAAGGAAUCAGCAUGACGUUCCCAGCUAUAGCCACACUUCAAGAAUUAGAGCUAGGGACAGUGACAACAAUCGAUGAGGACAUAUACGAAGGUUCAAUUUACGGUUCAUAUUUGAUGGGAAAAUCUCAAGGAAUGUAUGUGGCUAGUUCAGAAAACGGUAGUAGUCAUAUGAUGGCGAUGACUACUAGUUUUCUUGGUAACAAGUACGAGGAUAGUUUAAGAUUUUUUGGGGUGCAUAAGGGCGAUGUUUUUGAAUCACAUAUAGCAGUCAUUGGAGGUACCGGAAAGUAUCGUGAUGCAAAUGGCUAUGCUAUAGUCAAGAUUGUCAAUGAAACCUCUAAUAAAAGUGGAGGAUCAUACAAGAUUCUUUCAUUCAAUGUUUAUCUUGGUUAA
Messenger RNA from Lycium barbarum (goji berry), 714 nucleotides. RefSeq names its product dirigent protein 25-like. The transcript has a single exon. The record is from RefSeq and is a predicted model, not a curated record. Bases 1 to 714 code for a protein of 237 amino acids. Lineage: Eukaryota; Viridiplantae; Streptophyta; Magnoliopsida; Solanales; Solanaceae.